This is a messenger RNA of Elaeis guineensis (African oil palm), 2287 nucleotides long. NCBI's taxonomy places the organism in Eukaryota, Viridiplantae, Streptophyta, Magnoliopsida, Arecales, Arecaceae. The record is from RefSeq and is a predicted model, not a curated record.
CACCCAUUCGAUCCACGCUCCGGGAAGCAAUUAAUAAAAGCUUGGCUAUUCCCCCCAACGCCAGCGUACCUACUUCACAGAGCAAAGCAAACUGCAUCAGAAGCCUUUACUUCCCUUCUCUCGGCUUCUCCUUACUUUUCUUUGCUCUCCACCAGCUCUCUGCUCUGCUCCUCUGCUCUCUGUCGCUUUUUCCACCAUAAAAAUCCCACCUUUAGAUAUUUCUCUUCACCUCUCUUCUUCCAGUGGGUAAAGGCUGGAGAUUUGGAGAGAGGUGGAGGAGAGAUGGAAGGCCGGUUGAGGAAGUACGGCGGGCAAGCGAGUCCGGAGAGGUCGAGGGCGUGGGUGGAGCCUCCGCCGCCGCCGCCGCCGUCGCCACCGCCGCCGCCGAAGCAGUACCAGGGGAGAAAGAUUCCGGUGGUGUAUUACCUCUGCCGGAACCGCCACCUCGAACACCCCCAUUUCAUCGAAGUUCCCAUCGCCUCCCCCGAAGGGCUCUACCUGAGAGAUUUCAUUAAUCGUCUCAAUGUGCUGAGAGGAAGGGGCAUGGCCGCCAUUUAUUCAUGGUCUUGUAAGAGGAGCUACAAGAGUGGAUUUGUGUGGCAUGACCUCUCCGAGGAUGAUCUUGUGCUCCCAGCUCACGGCAACGAGUAUGUCCUCAAGGGUUCUGAGCUCUUGGAUCAAUCCUCUUCAGAUCGGAUUCAUCACGGCAAUGGCAACCCAAAAUUGCAUAACUCGAAGCCCACACAGCAAGAAAACCCCACAUUUUCUCGAAUCCAAGAAGCUUCUUCUUCCUCCCCACCCACUGUUGUCAUUAAAGAGACAAAGCCUCCACCUUCGCCGCCUACUUCUCGAGAAGAUGAGCACUCUCCCUCAUCUCACAAGGCCGGUUCCUCUGGCAACAUAUCACCGGAACUCGGACCCAAAAGACCUCCCUCAUGGGAGGUCGAUUCCCCUGGCACCACGGAGUACAGGGUCUACAAGCCGAUUAGUGCUGCAGAUGCUUCCACCCAGACUGAUGAGAGGGGUGGAAGGAGGACCCGUGGAGGUCCUGGUACCUGCAUUCGAGGCGUAUCAACUGAUGAUGGCCCAUUGGAUCUUGAGUUUGAUGAGAGACACAGGAGCCAUCGCCUGCAUCCUAAGGAUGGGUCUGAGAUGGGAGGGGAUGAGAUCUCCCCUCCGCCGACCUCGUCGAGUGCAUCCUCCACUUCUGGUGGGAAGACAGAGACAUUGGAGUCUUUAAUUAAAGCAGAUGUUGGUAAGAUGAACAGCUUUAGGAUAGUCGAGGAGGAGGAAGUGCUUGUCUCCAAUGGGCCGAAGCUGAAGGCCACAAAUGUCUUGAUGCAGUUGAUUACAUGUGGAUCAAUCUCUGUGAAGGAUCAUCAGAGCUUUGGGCUUGUUCCAACGUACAAGCCGAGGUUCUCCCACAUGAAGUUCCCAUCGCCGAUGUUUGCAAACUCCAUGAUGCUGGGAGAGCUUGACUGCCUAUCAGAGAAUCCAAGGCUGAUGGGAUUGAGGAUGGAAGACAAGGAGUACUUCAGUGGGAGCUUGAUAGAAACUAAGAAGCAUAAAGAGGAAGUAGGGCAAGGUGUUCCUAUUCUGAAGCGAUCUUCUUCAUACAAUGCGGACAGGAGCAGCAAGUCACCAGAUUCCAGAAGGGAUAAGGAAAAGGCAGUGGAUUCAUCACGAUCAAAAUGCCUCCCUCGUACAAUUAAAAAGACUUCCAACAAGCAGCCCAAGAAUGAAAAAAUGAGGUCACCUAUUUCAGAUGGCCCAAGGAACUCUUCAGCUGGAGCAGACACCCAGUCAUCAAAAGGUGGAAGCAGACGGAUAACUGAUACUUCCUCGGUGAAAGGAUCAUCCAUGAGGUUAGAAUCGUUCAGAGAAGAAAAGGAUAAGGUGAUCAAGAUCGAGGAAAGGCUUACUUCUGGAGCUCGGGUUAUAAUUCAAUCUAGAGCACCAUGUGAUGAUAGUGAGGAGGGAUCUGUUUGAUAAGAGAAGUGUUCUUAUGCAUCUUGCGUAUUAUUUCUGUCCCACGUACUCUACAGCUGAGUGUGGAGAGGAGCUGGUUGUAAUUUCCAAAAUGGUUGUAAGUUUUAGUUCAAUUUUUGUGGUACCGAGUAGUUUUAAAUCAUAAUUUUCUUUCUGCCAACCACUGUUUUGUUUGCAGUUCCUUGUUUUUGAGAACUGUCUGAAGAAUGUAGCUGCAGUCCUUUGUUUACCUUACCCAUACCCUUCUAGCCUUGUCCCAAUAACUUAACGUCAACUUUAUGGAUCCUUGUUUGCAAAG